UCGGCAGAACUUUAGUAAAAACUAAGAUGUCUGCGCCCAUGCAAAAAUGACAAAUUUCAUAGAUUUUUGCGUUAUUUUAGCUCAUUUCACCAUCAUUUAUGGCUUUGAUGAUGCUCAUCUUGCAUCAAAGGCAAAGGCUGAUCAGAUAGAACGGACGAGAUGUGGAUAUAAUCUGAUGAAACUAUGGACAGCUGAAAUUGCCCAUUCCCCAUUUGCAGCAGCCCCACUGAUCAGUGAUGUAGAUGGGGAUGGUAGACUUGAUAUUAUAGCUGCUCCACUUAGUGAGUCUAAAACAGUUGUUGAGGCAGAGAAUGGAAAAACACUUACUGAAUCCAGGUGGCCAACACAAAAACUAGAUACAUCCAUUUUGGCUUCACCACUACAGUUUGACAUAGAUGGAGAUGGUAUGCUAGAUAUACUGUUUGUAACAUUCUCUGGUGACAUAUUAUUUUAUACACCAAAUGGAACUGCCAUAAAGGACAAGUUUAUGGAGAUAGCACCAGGUUAUGUGAAGGAGGAUUGGUAUAAUCAAGUGGUGUCGGUAUCCGGUGAUGAUAUAAAAACAUAUGUAAAGGAAGCCAGUGAUAGUGUUAAACAUGACAAGAGUUACCUCCCUGUUGAUGCCCAUGUUAUGGCUACCCCAGUGAUCGCUGAUAUCAACAAUGACAACAAGUUAGAGGAGUUAAUCAUUCCAGUUUCCUAUUACUUUGAUGAUGAAGAUUACAGACUUUCAGAAAAUUUCGAGCAUAUAAACAACAUUAAUGAGACAGAGUUAGGAAAAUAUGUUGUAUCAGGAAUCACCAUUGUUAAUCUGAGAGAGAUGAAGGUUCUUCAAACAAUCUUCCUUGAUCUUACUACA
Ruditapes philippinarum (Manila clam) is the source of this 859-nucleotide messenger RNA. RefSeq lists its product as uncharacterized. The transcript is spliced from 6 exons. The record is from RefSeq and is a predicted model, not a curated record. NCBI's taxonomy places the organism in Eukaryota, Metazoa, Mollusca, Bivalvia, Venerida, Veneridae. The annotation marks the transcript as partial.